Messenger RNA from Symbiodinium sp. CCMP2592, 1236 nucleotides. The record is from the annotation of a GenBank genome assembly. NCBI's taxonomy places the organism in Eukaryota, Dinophyceae, Suessiales, Symbiodiniaceae.
AUGCCGAAGCUGGCAAGAUUGGCGGGCUUGGCGGCUGUGUCAUCUCUGCCAUUGACGUUCCUGCAGUCUCGACGGGGUCUCUCCUCCGGAGGCUUCUCACCGCAGACCUGCGUCUGCGAAGGUCACGGGAGUGGCGGGUCCCUGGGCAGCUCGGCAGCCCCAUCGGCACGGAGGCUGCCGGCGUUGAGGGCUGCCCAGGUCGAGGACUUCGUUCGUGAAGGACCACUCUACAAGAAGCUGCUGCUUUGCUGCUCUCCACCUUACAGCUCUGAGUGGAUCAGGCAUGGUGAGGUCUUGGCGGAGCGGCUGGGCCCUAGCCUGCCGGGAUCCGCGGAGGAGGAGAAGAUAGCGCGCCGCAUCUACCACUUUUAUUUGCCUAUCUACUACUGGAUGCGCCAGCAGAUGGCCGAGAUCCGAGCGUCGAGAGAGCUGAGGGGCGACCCGGCAGAAGCGAUCUGCUUUGGCCUUUCGGCGCCUCAAGGCUGUGGGAAGACCACCAUGGUCACGCUGCUUGAAGAGCUGUUCCGUUCGGACGGCCUCAGCUGCGAGUCGCUUUCGAUCGACGACUUCUACCUCCCUGCCAGUUGGCAGGAGGCGGUGUCGGAGCUCCACUCGGGGAAUCCUCUGCUGCAGACUCGGGGGAAUGCGGGGACUCACGACGUGCAACUGGGCACCCGAACCCUGAAGGCGCUCAAGAAGAGGAGCCGCCGCCGCCAAGGCACCGAGGCCGAGGCGGCGCGGAGCUCGGUCUUCUUGCCCCGGUAUGACAAAUCCGCAGAUUCUGGCCGUGGUGAUCAGGUUCCGCAAGCGAUGUGGAAGCCUGCAAAGACACCUUGCGACGUGCUGCUCCUGGAGGGCUGGAUGCUGGGUUUCAAGCCGACGUCAGACCCCGAGGCCGUUGCCAUCCACCCCGGCCUUCGGCUCGUGAACCAGAAGCUCAAGGACUACCAGGCGUGGGAUGACCUCGUCGACUCCUUCUGCAUCCUGGCUGUGGAAGACAUUCAACAGGUCUAUGCUUGGCGCCAGCAGGCCGAGACGCAGAUGAAGCAGACCCGAGGAGCCGGGAUGUCGGAAGAGGCCGUCAAGGAGUUUGUCGACAACUACAUGCCUGCCUAUGCGGCCUACCGUCAGACACUUUAUGCAUCAGCUGCGGCUGCAGGUGUGGAUGGAAAGCCCUCGCUCUUGUGCUGGGUGGGGCCUGAUCGGCUGCCUUAUGACGACGAGUCGGAAGCAUAG